This is a messenger RNA of Lontra canadensis (Northern American river otter), 1902 nucleotides long. RefSeq names its product membrane palmitoylated protein 4 (gene MPP4). Gene Ontology annotation, cellular component: adherens junction; plasma membrane. The coding region runs from base 37 to 1902 and encodes 621 amino acids. The record is from RefSeq and is a predicted model, not a curated record. The transcript has 22 exons. Gene Ontology annotation, molecular function: protein binding. NCBI's taxonomy places the organism in Eukaryota, Metazoa, Chordata, Mammalia, Carnivora, Mustelidae.
UCAGACAGAGGAGCACAUCCACUGGACAAGAAGAACAUGAAACCAUCCACGGCAACCCAUCCGGAGAAUGGUCUCUCCCAGAUCCUGAGGCUUGUGCUGCGAGAGCUGAAUCUGUUCUACAGCCGAGACGUGAAUGGAGUGUGUCUCCUGUACGAUCUUCUCCACUCCCCAUGGCUGCAGGCUCUGCUGAAGGUUUAUGACUGUCUCUUGGAAUUUAAAGAAAAGAAACUUGUUCCUGCCACAACUCAUGCACAGACAUUAUCCUGCGAGGUAGUGGGGAUAUUACGUGAAACUCCUAAAUCCCCUGAGAUCCAAGAGCUGAAACAAAUCCUCCAGGAUCCACACUUUAAGGCCUUGCUCAGUGCCCAUGACACCGUGGCUAAGAAAGAUUUUGAACCUCUUCUCCCCCCAUUGCCAGACAAUAUCCCUGAGAGUGAGGAGGCAAUGAGGAUUGUUUGCAUAGUGAAAAACCAGCAGCCCCUGGGAGCUACCAUCAAGCGCCACGAGAUGACAGGGGACAUCUUGGUGGCCAGAGUCAUCCAUGGCGGGCUGGCUGAGAGGAGCGGGUUGUUAUAUGCUGGAGACAAACUGGUGGAAGUGAAUGGAGUUCCCGUUGAGGGACUGGACCCUGAGCAAGUGAUCCAUAUUCUGGCCAUGUCUCGCGGCACAAUAAUGUUCAAGGUGGUUCCAGUUUCUGCCCCUCCUGUUAAUAGCCAGAAGACGGUGUAUGUUCGCGCCAUGACGGAGUACUGGCCCCAGGAGGAUCCCGCCAUCCCCUGCAUGGACGCAGGGUUGCCUUUCCAGAAGGGGGACAUUCUUCAGAUUGUGGACCAGAAUGAUGCCCUCUGGUGGCAGGCCCGGAAAAUCUCAGACCUUGGUACCUGUGCUGGCCUAAUACCUUCUAACCACCUUCUGAAGAGGAAGCAACGCGAGUUCUGGUGGUCUCAGCCAUACCAGCCCCCCAGCAGUCUCAAACCCACCAUAUCAAUUUCUAUGGAAGAAGAGGAUGACAUGAAAAUUGAUGAGAAGUGUGUGGAAGCAGAUGAAGAAACAUUUGAAUCCGAGGAGCUUUCAGAAGACAAGGAGGAAUUUGUUGGCUCUGGUCAGAAGUUCUUUAUCGCUGGCUUCCGCCGCAGCAUGCGCCUUUGUCGCCGCAAGUCGCACCUGGGCCAGCUGCGCGCCGGGCUGGGCGGUGCGGGCGGCGGCCUCCCCGCGCCCGGCGCCCCCUACGAGGAGGUGGUCCGGUACCAGCGCCGCCCGUCGGAGCAGCACCGCCUCGUCGUGCUGGUCGGACCUUCUGGGGUUGGAGUCAAUGAACUGAGAAGACAACUUAUUGAACUUAAUCCUGAGCAUUUCCAGAGUGCUGUGCCGCAUACCACUCGCUCCAAAAAGAGUUAUGAAAUGGAUGGACGUGAGUAUCACUAUGUGUCAAAAGAAGUAUUUGAAAGCCUCGUGUAUAGUCACAGGAUGCUCGAGCAUGGUGAGUACAAAGGCCACCUGUAUGGCACCAGUGUGGACGCUGUUCAAACAGUCCUUGAUGAGGGAAAGAUCUGUGUCAUGGACUUAGAGCCCCAGGGUAUUCAAUUAGCUCGAACCCAGGAACUGAAGCCCUAUGUCAUAUUUAUAAAGCCAUCUAGCAUGAGCUGUAUGAAGCAAUCUCGGAAAAAUGCCAAGAUCAUUACAGACUACUUUGUGGACAUGAAGUUCAAGGAUGAAGAUCUACAAGAGAUGGAGGAUUUAGCCCAAAAAAUGGAAGCACAGUUUGGCCAAUUUUUUGAUCACGUGAUUGUGAAUGACCACUUGCAAGAUGCAUGUGCCCAGUUGGUGUCUGCCAUUCAGAAGGCUCAGGAGGAGCCUCAGUGGGUACCAGCAACAUGGGUUUCCUCAGAUACUGAGUCUUAA